This is a messenger RNA of Anolis carolinensis (green anole), 2769 nucleotides long. RefSeq names its product protein-glutamine gamma-glutamyltransferase E. Lineage: Eukaryota; Metazoa; Chordata; Lepidosauria; Squamata; Anolidae. The coding region runs from base 390 to 2621 and encodes 743 amino acids. The record is from RefSeq and is a predicted model, not a curated record. The transcript has 12 exons. Gene Ontology annotation, biological process: peptide cross-linking. Gene Ontology annotation, molecular function: protein-glutamine gamma-glutamyltransferase activity.
CAUCUGUUUUCUGAGCACAUCCUAUCCUGCUCUGGUGGCCCCAUCAAAUAAAUCAGCCACAGAUUUCUUUCAGCUCAGGAGACCGCCUUUUGUUAUAUUUACAUUAUUCGCUGCACUAUAUAUAGGAUUACACUUACACGUCCACGAGGUCUGAUGCAAAGAAGGAAUGAGCAAUGGCAGUGAGUUCGUAAUAUCCUCUUUCUUAUCUCCAAGACAGCCCACACGGGGAUGACAUGAAAUCACUGACCGGAAGAUUACCCUCCGCUCUAUCCUAAGCCCUUCCUUCAUUAUUGGUUUCCACACUGCAUGCUUAGAAGAAUGGUUUUUUGCUUAUGCACAUAUUUCUUAAUCAUAACAGUCACCUUUGAAGGCCUUCAAUCAGAGGCUGGAUGGCCACCUGUCGGGAAGGCUUGGGUUGUCCCUUCCUCCCAACAGAAAGGGGUUGGACAGGGUGGCCCUUGAGAUCUUUCCCUCUCACUCUCUCAGCCAAGAUUGAUUGGAAGCUGAAGGAGAAUGGCAUUGCCCACCACACCGACCACUACAGCGGGAACGAGCUGGUGGUGCGCCGGGGCCAGCCCUUCGCCAUCUCCUUGUCCUUCGAUGGAGCCCCCCAAGAGGCAGGCACACUGACCUUCACAGUGAAAACCGGGUCGACAGCUGAUCUUCAGAGCAGGUCACGGGUGGCCUUCGGCGUCUCGGGAUCUAUGGCCAGCAACUCCUGGGCUGCGGUCCAGACCUUCCCUGCCCCUGGCACCAUGACCUUCUUUAUCUCCAGCCCGGUGAACGCGGCCAUUGGGCGCUACAGUCUGGACGUCCGGACCGGCUCUGGAGGCAGUGGUUCCUCUUCUGUGCACCUGGGAACCUUCGUGCUCCUCUUCAACCCCUGGCUCCAAGCGGACGAGGUCUUCAUGCCAAACAACAGGGACCUCGAGGAGUAUGUCCUUUCCGAGUCCGGGGCUGUCUUCUUGGGCAGUUACUACAGCAUUAGCCAGAUGGGAUGGAACUUUGGCCAGUUCCAGGAGGGCAUUCUGGACGCAUGCCUGUCCAUCCUGGACCGGAGCUUAGAACACCGCAAUGACCCGGUCACUGACCUGCGUCUCCGCAAUGACCCCAAAUACGUUGGGCGGGUGCUCAGCGCCAUGGUUAACAGCAAUGAUGACAAAGGCGUGUUGAUGGGAAACUGGAGUGGCAAUUACUCCGGUGGGGAGAAUCCCGGCAGCUGGUCAGGAAGUGUGAAGAUCCUCCAACAAUGGAAGUCCUCUGGAUUUCGGCCGGUCCGGUAUGGGCAGUGCUGGGUCUUUGCAGGAGUGCUGACCACAGUGCUCCGGUGCCUCGGUUUCCCUGCUCGCAUGAUCACCAACUUCAACUCAGCCCAUGACACCAACACGAACUUGAGGGUGGACAAGUACUACAGCCCAGAUGGGAGCUAUCUCGAAUAUCGUACUAAUGACAGUGUCUGGAACUUCCAUGUGUGGAAUGAGGCCUGGUUCACUCGGUCUGACCUGGGCGCCAAGUACAAUGGCUGGCAAAUUUUGGAUGCGACUCCGCAAGAACUAAGCUCCAACAUCUUCCAGUGCGGCCCGGCUUCCUUGGUGGCCAUCAAGGAGGGAGAUGUGGACCUGGGAUACGACUGCCCUUUCGUCUUUGCCGAGGUCAAUGCUGACGAGGUCACUUGGAUUCUGGACAAAGACACCCAGUCGGUGAAGAAGGCUGCCACAGACAUCAGGUCCGUGGGCAAGUACUUAAGCACCAAGGCCGUGGGCAGCUUCGCUCGACUUGAUGUCACCGACGCUUACAAGUACUCAGAAGGCAGCAGCGAGGAGCGGGAGACCUUCCAAAAGGCCCGGGAUAAGCUGAACAUGAACUUAAUGGCCAUGCCCUCCAUGGCCGGGCCUGCCAUGGCCAUGCCCGGAAUGACCAUAUCCACCAUAGCCAUGCCUGUCAUGGACAUUCCUGCCCUGCUUCCGGACCCUCCCAAGCCCAGAGUGACAGGGAAGUUUGAGGUAAAGAGCCGUCCUGAGGUCGGCCAGGACGUGGAGCUGGUCCUACAGCUGACCAACCUGGCCUCUGCAGCCAGUACCCUGACGGCCAACAUGAAUGCCUGGACCAUCGUCUACACCGGGAAACCCAUCCGUGAGGUCUGGAAGGACUCCCUUGCCCUGACGCUGGGCCCCCAAGAAGAGAAAGCCUUUCCCAUCAAGAUCUCUUAUGCGGACUACCAAAAGCACCUGACGACAGACAAUGUAAUCCGGGCGACAGCUGUGUGUCAGGUCAAGGAGGGGGCUGACACCGUGGUGUUGAAGAACAUCUCCCUGGAGAACCCCACCGUCACCUUGAAGAUGCCAAACCAAGCAAAGGUGGGCGAAGUGCUGAAGGUAGAGAUGGUCUUCACCAACCCACUAGCAGAAGAGAUCUCCUCUUGUUUGCUCCUGGCCGAGGGGAGUGACCUGCUGCAGGAUGAGAUCAGGAAGGAGGUCCCACCAGUGAAAGGCAAAGAGACUGUCCGUGUCUGCUUCGAAGUCACUCCCAAGAAGAAGGGCGCCAAGCAGCUGCUAGCCAACUUCUCCUGCGACAAAUUCAAGGAUAUCAAGGCCUUCCAGGUCAUCACGGUCGUCGACUGAUCCUGGAUCCUGAAGAGACCCCUCCCCAAAUAGAGGCACCCCCAAAAGAGAUGGAACAAACCCCAAUGCAAGAGAUUGGGUGGCUCAGGGAGAGGUGUAUGUCAAUUAUCUGUAUGGCCUUGCUUUAAUACAAGUGUUCUUGCCGCAA